This is a messenger RNA of Triticum aestivum (bread wheat), 561 nucleotides long. RefSeq lists its product as uncharacterized. The record is from RefSeq and is a predicted model, not a curated record. The transcript has a single exon. Lineage: Eukaryota; Viridiplantae; Streptophyta; Magnoliopsida; Poales; Poaceae. Bases 1 to 546 code for a protein of 181 amino acids.
AUGUCGAAGACUUCCCCCCUCCACAGGGUUAUCGACGCCGGGCAGUGGGACGCCGAGCGCCUCCUUGGCCGCCUCAUAAUCGUCGUCCACGCCGCCUUCCUUGACGCGGGCUUCGUUCCCGCCACCGCCGCGGCCAAGGACCCGGAGCAGGGCCGGAUCUCGAAGCAGCAGGGAGCGACAGCUUCGACGCUCUCCCUCCGGUACGCCGUGCCGCAGCUCCGGCAGGACACGGGCGCCGCUGCGCUAAGGAUGUUCGCGCACGGGCGGCACGUCGUCUUCUACGUGCGCGGAGACCGGCGGCUGGGCACGUACUGGGUGUGCGUGGACGCGCUCGCCGCCGCACGGUACCUGUCGUACGGCCUUGACGACACAGCGCGCGCGCUGAGGAGGGACGCCCAGGCGGCGGCGCUCUGGGGCGCCCUCGCCGACGGUCUAUGCCGGCGCGUCUUGGCCGCGAUGUGCCGCGAGAACGGCGUGGCGCUGGAGCCCACCUUCAUGUCGCUCCCCGGCGACGCCAAGGCGGCGAUCCUGGCGAGGAUCUCCUGAUGGUGACGCACACCU